Messenger RNA from Dendrobium catenatum, 567 nucleotides. RefSeq lists its product as uncharacterized. The transcript has a single exon. Bases 1 to 567 code for a protein of 188 amino acids. The record is from RefSeq and is a predicted model, not a curated record. NCBI's taxonomy places the organism in Eukaryota, Viridiplantae, Streptophyta, Magnoliopsida, Asparagales, Orchidaceae.
AUGCAAGACACCAAAAAUGGACAAACAAGGCAAGUUCUUUAUCUUCAAGCAAGCAAUAUUUCUAAUACUUAUCUGAUAGUUUCUCAUCACAGGAAGCCUUGGUAUCAGAGAGCACUGGAGGCCAUAAACAUUUGGAAACCUGCAGCAAAAAGUACUGAAGGAAUGGAUAAUUCAUGCAAGAGAAAGCUAAGGAAGUGCAGCUCCUUGAAAUGGGCAUUUUCCUUCACUCGAGUUUGUCUUUGUUCUCCUAUUUCUGCACACAAUGAGGUCUUCUGGGCCAGCGUGCCUCCGCGAAGAAGCACCAGUAAUUUGGCAAGAUCAAGGUCUUUUGAUGAACAAAUUUAUAGGAUUCAAAGCAGUAGAACUUCGGUUGAAGGCCGGAGAGUUUUCAGAGGGAAGUCACUUACAGAAGAUGUGUUGAUGAGAAGGUUUGUUGUGGAAGAGGCAACGAUGCAGAUUAGGAGGAGAAAUCAGAUGGAGUUUGUGAGGAGAAAGAAUUCUCUUAGGAGGAAGAAGAUUGGACCAAGUCCUCUUAGUAGGAUGGUAAUGGCAGGGCAAGAAGAUUGA